AUGACCAACUGGAAGUCGAAGAACUUCGUGGCCCUUCUUGGUUGCGACACCGUUUGUCGAUCAGAUGGUACAUCUGCUGUUGGAGCAGAUCUAGAUACCUUGCCACGAGGAAGAAAAGAUUCUGAAGUACUCAAUAAUUAUCGCAUAGAACUGCUAGAGAAUGACUACUGUGUCACUGUGCUUACUUUAGACUGCAAUUAUAACACUGUGUCGAGUACUGAGCCUACUGUGUCGAACCCCGAACUUACAAGAUAUAACAUUGGCGACGAGGAUAUGGCGCAGUCAAGAGUCCUAGGAAAACUGGCUGAGUUUCAAGCUGGAACAGACAGCGUAGACAAAUAUUUCGACCGAUUUAAGUUGUAUUGCACCGCAAACGACGUAGCUGACAACGACAAGCAGCGGGCAAUAUUCUUAACUACGGUUGGUGCAACGACAUACAGGCUGUUAUGCAACCUAACGAGACCGGAGAAGCCGCAGGACAAGACGCUUGAUGAACUAACUGAACUCAUGAAGAACCACUGCGAACCCAAGACCAUCGUCAUCGCAGAAAGAUACCGAUUUUAUAAGCGAGUCCAGAAGGAAGGCGAAAACGUUGCCUCCUAUCUUGCGGAACUACGACGAUUGUCAAAGAAAUGCGACUUCCGGUACUAUCUCGAUACAGCGCUGAGAGGUCAGUUUGUCUGCGGGCUUUACUUCGAAGCGGCGCAACAGAAAAUGUUGGCCGAGUCCGAGCUGGGACUCGAUAAAGCAAUUUCGAUGGCUCAGGCGUACGAAUCUGCAAGACGUGAGACGCAGUCAUUACGUGGUGAGACACCACGGGGUCAAAAGGAGACGAUGUUUAGUCUCAAAAGCAGCAGUAGCCAAUCACAACGAACGACCGCAACAGAGAAGGAAUGUCAGCGAUGCGAUGGGCGAGGACACACUUCUGACAAGUGCAGAUUCCGAACGUAUACGUGCAGGUUUUGCAACGUAAAAGGCCACAUCGCAAAGGCAUGUCGCAAGGAAAAGCAAAACGAAAAGGAAACGCUCCCAAGGCAUGCGAAAGGCGGACAACGAACGCACCACAUCGAGGAAGCGGAGGUGAGUACUAUUCACACGUUGUCGGAUACUAAGGGCGGUCCUAAAGUAACAUUAGAAGUGGCGGGGAGUGACCUAGAGUUAGAUGUGGAUACUGGAGCAUCUGUGACCGUGCUACCGCACCAUGUUUACAUGGGCGAGGCAACCGUGCCAGUUCGAUACGGUGAUCAACACACAAUGGGACGAAUGUUGCUCGUUCAUGCACCUUCAAAGCCCCCUGUAUUGGGAAGGAAUUGGCUCCAGUCGAUAAAAUUAGACUGGCAGUCUCUGUUUAUGGUGCAAGACAACCCACCUGACGUGAUUUCUGAAUUUGGUGAGUUAUUCCAAUCAGACAUGGGAACAUUACGCGGAUACCAAGCGAAUAUCACGCUACAGAAGGGUGCAAUUCCUCGAUUUCACAUACCAAGACCCGUGCCAUACGCUUUACAGAAGAAGGUCGAGGAGGAAUUGAGCAGACUUCAGAAUGAAGGAAUAUUAACACCGGUAGAUCAUAGUGAUUGGGCAGCACUCAUAGCCGCUGUAAGACGGGGAGAGGGAUCUCUAAGGAUCUGCGGUGACUACAAAGUGACAGUCAACCCGUAUUUGGAGAUGAGUACAUACCCGUUACCAAAUCCACAGGACCUAUUUGGCACGUUAGCUGGGGGUAGAUACUUCUCAAAGCUAGACAUGAAACAGGCUUACUUACAAAUGAAAGUAUCACCUCAGAGCCAAAAGUAUUUGACUAUCAAUACGUCAAAAGGCCUCUUUGCAUAUACUCGUAUGCCAUUCGGAAUCAGUUCCGCGCCAGCUAUACGACAACGUGCAAUGGACGGAAUCUUAGCCGGAAUUUCCGGAGUAGGCUGUUUUUUAGACGACAUUUUGAUCGUGGGGAAAACAGCAGCAGAGCACGAUGACCGUCUACGUAUGAUUCUGGGAAGAUUGAGAGACCUCGGGCACGUCAUUGACAGCCAAGGACUGAGACCGUCCGAAAGCAAACUGACAGCAAUAUGCGAAGCACCGGAACCGUCGAAUGUGACCCAGCUGAAGGCCUACCUUGGUCUUCUCAACUAUUAUAACAGAUUCUUGCCCAAUCUCUCCACGAUUUUACAGCCACUGCAUGACUUACUGAAGAAGAAUCGGCAGUGGACUUGGCAAGUGGAACAACGAAGGGCUUUCAAAGCAUCAAAGAAGAAACUGUUGUAUUCAGGUUUUCUUACUCACUAUGACCUAGAGAAACGUGUAAAAGUGAAGUGUGACGCAUCACCUUACGGUAUCGAAGCUUGUCUCUCACACGUAAUGGACGACGAAAGCGUGCAACCUGUCGCUUUCGCCUCUCGAACACUGUCACCAACUGAGCAGAAUUAUGCCCAGAUUGAUCGUGAAGUAACUGAUCACCGCUCGUUGGUCAAGAUAUUUGAACCCAAGGAAGGAGUACCAUCGCUUGCUGCCGCCCGACUCCAGCGAGUUACAAAUGCAGAAGCGGACAUGUUGUCCCGCUUGCUGAUAGCUGUAAAUGUGAUUGACCACGAUGAACAGUUGUACCGAAUUGAUUAUUGUGAGAUGUUACCCGUAACAGCGGAAGACGUGGCCAGGGAGACCAAGAAGGACCCUGUACUGAAACGAGUGUAUGAACAUGCACUUAGGGGAUGGCCGAAACACGGUGAGACCGAAUUACAGCCGUAUCAACGAAGAGCCGACCAGUUCACUAUCGUUGAAGACUGUUUAUUGUGGGGUAGUCGAGUUAUUAUUCCACACACAUUACGCACUAUGGUACUGAACGAGCUCCAUGAAGACCACGUUGGAGCUAGCCGCAUGAAGGCUAUAGCAAGAGGGUUUGUCUGGUGGCCUUGUCUUGACAAGGAUAUCGAAGAUACCGUUAGGGCGUGUCAAGACACCAGACAUAGACCAGUGCAAACUCAUUCCCACCCGUGGAUUUACCCCGAUGCACCAUGGAGACGGCUACACGCGGACUUUGCGAAGUCAGUGGAAAACAAUAUUUAG
Messenger RNA from Corticium candelabrum, 3057 nucleotides. RefSeq lists its product as uncharacterized. Gene Ontology annotation, biological process: proteolysis. Gene Ontology annotation, molecular function: zinc ion binding; aspartic-type endopeptidase activity; nucleic acid binding. Lineage: Eukaryota; Metazoa; Porifera; Homoscleromorpha; Homosclerophorida; Plakinidae. Bases 1 to 3057 code for a protein of 1018 amino acids. The record is from RefSeq and is a predicted model, not a curated record. The transcript has 8 exons.